AUGCCCUCUCCAUUAAUUACUUAGUAUAUUUCACCAGAUAGUCCAGAAUUUAAGGAGUUCGAUCUAUUCCUAUAAGAAAAUUUUGCUCAAGCUAAUAGUAAAAAUCUGUGUGUUUAAUGCUGGUGCUUAUGCAACAGAUAUCAAUUGGAUGCUUUUAUUAAUCUAGCUUAGCAAUGUGGGAGAUAUAAGGACGAUAAGCAAUUGAAGAAAAGACUAUUCGAAAAGAUAACUGCUCAUACUGAUUUCCUGCAUUCAACAUCUGCUGUUUUAACUUCUUGCACAAAUUCAUAUAGACAAGAAGGAAAUCAAGCUAUCAAUCAGAUUAUUAAUAGUGGAGUCGGACUUUACUAGCUGAACCCAGAGGAAAUGAUGAUGCCAAAUCCAAGAAUUAUAGCAAACCUUAUACCCAAUUUCAAUGCAAGUAACUCAAAUUCUGAUAAUGUAAAUAUCAACAACUUUAACAAUUAAGACUUGGGAGGGAAUUUUAUCAGAGAUCAGAAAAAUUAAAACACAAAAAGUCUAUUGAAAAAGAGACCUUUUUAAAAUUCGACAAUAAACUCUUCUUAAGAGUAUUAUUCAGAUUAUGAUGAUGAUUAGAAUUACAAUGGAUCAAAUUCAAAGUCUUUGAAAAGAUUGUAUAACAUUGUAUUAAAAAAUUAAAGAGAUAACGAGUCUACCUUUGACUAAAUAGAAAAAGAGCAAUAAUUACUAAGAAAUAUGUGCACUUAAAUUAAAUCAAGUCUUGAUAUGGUUUUAGAUUCAUUGAUAAACUCAUCUUCCCAAUAAAUAUAAAUCAACAGUAGUAUUAUUAAAAACAAUAGAUUAGAUAAGGCAAAGGUUCAAAAUUGA
This is a messenger RNA of Stylonychia lemnae, 849 nucleotides long. NCBI's taxonomy places the organism in Eukaryota, Ciliophora, Spirotrichea, Sporadotrichida, Oxytrichidae. The record is from the annotation of a GenBank genome assembly.